This is a messenger RNA of Brachypodium distachyon (stiff brome), 2394 nucleotides long. Its product is annotated as NADP-dependent malic enzyme, chloroplastic. Gene Ontology annotation, biological process: malate metabolic process; pyruvate metabolic process. NCBI's taxonomy places the organism in Eukaryota, Viridiplantae, Streptophyta, Magnoliopsida, Poales, Poaceae. The coding region runs from base 157 to 2163 and encodes 668 amino acids. The record is from RefSeq and is a predicted model, not a curated record. Gene Ontology annotation, cellular component: chloroplast. Gene Ontology annotation, molecular function: NAD binding; malate dehydrogenase (decarboxylating) (NADP+) activity; malate dehydrogenase (decarboxylating) (NAD+) activity. The transcript is spliced from 20 exons.
UCUUCCUCCUCCGCGUUCCCGUCCCGUCCUCCCCCUCUCUCCAGCCUUCACACGCCCCGUUGCGCGCAGGGACUCCGGGCUGACGAGGGAAGCAAGCUAGCAAGCAAACCGUCCCGCUCGACGGCGUGCCGGCCGGCCUCCGCGGAACUCGCAGCCAUGCUCUCCGCUCGCACCGCCGCCGCCUCGCCCGCCGCCUCCCUGUGGAAGCGCGCGGGUGGCGAGGGGGGAAGCGGCAACGGCAACGGCAACAACGGAUGCACGAGCUGCAGGGAGGUGCGGAGGAGGGCGGCGGUGGUGACGGUCCGCGCGACGCCGCCUAGGAGGGUGGAGGCGGUGGCGAUGGAGUCGGCUGCCGCGGAGAUCGCGGAAGCGGAGGCGGAGGCGGUGGCCAUGGAAUCGGCGGUCGCGGAAGCGGAGACCGCGGAGGAGGAGGCGGAGAAGGAGGUGGCGGCGGCCGGCGGCGGGGUGGAGGACAAGUACGGCGAGGACAGGGCCACGGAGGAGCUCCCCGUCACGCCAUGGGCCUUCUCUGUCGCCAGCGGUUACACCCUUCUGAGAGAUCCACAUCACAACAAGGGCCUCGCCUUUACUGAGAAGGAGCGGGAUGCACACUACUUGCGUGGCCUUCUUCCCCCAGGAGUUGUCUCACAGGACCUCCAAGUAAAGAAGAUCAUGCACAACCUUCGUCAGUACAAGGUCCCUCUGCAGCGCUAUGUGGCCAUGAUGGACCUUCAGGAGAGAAAUGAAAGACUCUUCUACAAGCUUCUCAUUGAUAACGUGGAGGAGCUGCUCCCGGUGGUUUACACACCAACUGUAGGUGAGGCAUGCCAGAAGUAUGGGAGUAUAUUUAGGCGCCCACAGGGUCUGUAUGUCAGCUUGAGAGACAAGGGGAAGGUCCUUGAGGUGCUAAGGAACUGGCCUGAGAGGAACAUUCAAGUUAUCGUUGUUACUGAUGGUGAGCGCAUUUUGGGGCUUGGAGAUUUGGGUUGUCAGGGAAUGGGAAUUCCUGUUGGCAAACUUUCUCUGUACACUGCACUUGGAGGAGUUCGCCCAUCAGCUUGCCUGCCUAUUACAAUUGAUGUUGGUACUAACAAUGAGCAAUUGCUUAACGAUGAGUUCUACAUUGGGCUUAGACAAAGACGUGCUACUGGAGAGGAGUAUCAUGAGCUCAUGGAAGAGUUCAUGGGUGCUGUUAAGCAAAUAUAUGGUGAAAAAGUUCUCAUCCAGUUUGAAGACUUUGCCAAUCACAAUGCAUUUGAUUUGCUUGCAAAAUAUAGCCAGAGUCAUCUAGUUUUCAAUGACGAUAUCCAGGGAACAGCAUCUGUGGUCCUUGCAGGGUUGUUAUCUUCACUGAAGAUCGUCGGUGGGAACCUAGCAGAGCACACCUAUCUGUUCCUUGGUGCUGGCGAGGCUGGAACUGGUAUUGCCGAACUCAUUGCUCUUGAGAUUUCAAAACAGACAGAUAAUCCAAUUGAAGAGUGCCGCAAAAGGAUUUGGCUGGCGGAUUCAAAGGGUUUGAUUGUUAGCUCCCGGAGAGACUCGCUUCAGCCAUUCAAAAAAUCUUGGGCACAUGAGCAUGAACCUGUGACAACGUUGUUAGAUGCUGUCAAGUCCCUCAAACCUACAGUGCUGAUUGGAACUUCUGGAGUUGGCAAAGCUUUUACAAAAGAAGUCAUUGAGGCUAUGGCUUCCUUCAAUGAGAAACCUGUCAUUUUCUCGUUGUCAAAUCCUACAUCACAUUCUGAAUGUACGGCUGAAGAAGCAUACAGAUGGACCAAGGGUCGUGCAGUGUUUGCCAGCGGAAGUCCAUUUGACCCUGUGGUUUACGAUGAGAAGACUUAUGUGCCUGGCCAGGCAAACAAUGCUUACAUUUUCCCUGGCCUUGGCCUUGGUGUUGUUAUCUCCGGAGCAAUCCGUGUACACGAGGACAUGCUUCUUGCUGCCUCGGAAACACUAGCUGAACAAGCCACUCAGGAGAACUUCGCCAAGGGAUCCAUCUUCCCACCCUUCGCAAACAUCAGGAAGAUAUCUGCACUCAUCGCUGCUAGCGUGGCAGCAAAAGCCUAUGAACUUGGCUUAGCAACCCGCUUGCCUCGCCCGAGAGAUCUGGAGAAAUAUGCAGAGAGUUGCAUGUACACCCCAGUCUACCGCAGCUACAGGUAAUGCUGCUAGGAUCAGUUUUGCAGUAAUAAAAUGUGCUGUCGCAGGAUGCUGCGACGCUGUUUGUCGUUUGUCGCAGCAACAGUUGGUUCCGCUGCCUUAUCUGUAUACAUAUGUCAUGUCUAUUGUAACCUUAUGGAAGAAGUCUGAAAGAAAACCUUGUGUACCAACAUUUGUUAAUCUUGUCGCUUCAGUGUAACUAGUGGUAAUAAACACACACAGCACUGGUUCUCA